AUGUCUAAGUUGACGGACUACCGUCUCUUGUCUUUCGACGUCUAUGGCACGCUUGUCGAUUGGGAAUCAGGCAUCCUGGCUGCAUUGCAGCCCACCCUCGACGCCAACAACCGCACUGAUUUCUCGCGCCAGCAGCUGUUAGACGUUUACCAUGAGCUUGAAGUCACGCAACAAAGCAAGACUCCAGACCUCACUUAUGCCGAACUCCUCGCCACGAUCCACCCUCAGAUAACCGCCAAGCUUGGACUCGCUCCGCCAACAGCCGAGGAUUCUGAAAAGUUUGGACAAUCGAUUGGCGAAUGGCCCGCUUUCCCAGACACAGUGGACGCACUGGGCCGACUAUCAAAGCACUACAAGCUGGUCGUCCUCUCGAACGUUGACCGAAAGUCGUUUGCUGCAACCAACGCCGGGCCACUCCAAGGCUUCAAGUUUGACUUGGUAAUCUCGGCUGAGGACGUGGGCUCUUACAAGCCCGACCUUCGCAACUUCGAAUUCAUGCUCAAGAGGGUAAAGGAGCAGUUUGGGGUGGAAAAGUCAGAGAUACUGCAAACGGCGCAGAGCCAAUUCCAUGACCAUCAUCCGGCCAAGGAGAUGGGCAUAAAGUCGAGCUGGAUUGUGAGGCCGGGGACCUCAAUGGGCAAUCGGGACAACGCUGUGUACGACUGGAAAUUUGAUACUCUUGGCGAUAUGGCGGAUGCAUUGGAGUAA
Molecule: messenger RNA, 708 nt
Organism: Coniosporium apollinis CBS 100218
Lineage: Eukaryota; Fungi; Ascomycota; Dothideomycetes
Product: haloacid dehalogenase, type II
Exons: 1
Coding region: 1-708 (235 amino acids)
Source: RefSeq, a predicted model, not a curated record